AUGGUCAUUCCGCCCUGUACUAAGGUCACCGACUUCGUUAUCCGCACCUCUCUCCAAGCUGGCUCGUCUCAGCACAGGCAUGCAAGGCAUACCUUUGAGCCAGUCGUGGAGGAGAUCUUACAGAGAUCCCAACAGGAAAGCGAGGCGUCCCGGCAGACUGCUGAUUGCUGGCAUGAUUUGGAUAACACAGAAUAUGAUUGCUGGCCAAGUAUCAAGCCUAAUGAGUACAAUAUGAUUGAUUGUGGAGGACUUGAGAUGUCUUGGGUCAAGCGUCCUCCUGAGAAAGUUAUAAGCGGGGAGGAGUUCAAUGUCACCUACACUGUUACCGCCUCUGAUUCCUUCUACGACUAUGCAGUGAAAAAUGCAAUCCUCCAGUUUAGCGACGCAGCUAGUGCCAAGUGGUUCUGUAAUGAGAAUGAAUGCCCAGAGAACUGGAAGGAUGCCGAUGAGGACAACUGCUGUGUUUAUCAUGCCAACAUCCAUUCCUGCCCACUAGCAUUCAUGAAGGAGGGUGGCAUUUGCGGUCCUUGGAUCCCAGACGAUGGUAAAAUCGUCACACACACUUUAUCGCAAGCUGGCAAAAUGUCUCAACUAAACUGGACGGCUAAGGUGGUAUUGGCCCAUCUUGGAGUUACUUCAAUGAUUGCACACAUUAAAAUCGGAAAGAUGCACGCUGCGUUAGAAGCCAAGACAUCGGUUCUCAGUGCACAAGUGUGUGGCGAUGAUAUCUGCGAGCCUGAGGAAGGGUGUUUAAAAUGUCCAGCAGACUGCGGCACCUGCCCCAUGCCACUAACUAUCAAAAUUGCGAUUGGACUUCCCGUAGCUCUUUUCUGUGGUGGCUUCAUACUAACCAUUGUGUGGCUUCAAUAUCAGAAGCAGAAGAUGUUUUGGGAUGAGAGCUGGAUCAUCCAUUUUAAUGAUUUAAUGAUUGGCAAAGGGGGCUGUGGGGGAUUCUGCAGUACCACGAGUUUACAACCUGUCAACAGCUACUCCAAGGGAAGUCAUGUCACUGAUGUUACUGUAGACACUGCAGUAGCCAAUUCCACUCUCAAACAAAACUACAUACAGAUUGGCGUUUAUGAUGGAAGGACAGUAGCAGUCAAACUAAUUCAAAAGAAACAUUUCACCCUUGUCAAAACCAUCAGGAAAGAAGUGAAGCAAGUAAGGGAACUGGAUCACCCUAAUCUCUGUAAAUUCAUUGGUGGCUCCAUUGAAGUUCCCAACGUUGCCAUAGUGAUAGAAUACUGCCCCAAAGGAAGCCUCACAGAUGUUCUUUUAAAUGAAGAUGUUCCGCUGAACUGGGGUUUUCGGUUGUCAUUUGCAACAGAUAUCGCUCGUGGAAUGGCCUACCUUCACCAGCACAGAAUCUUUCAUGGAAGACUUCAUUCCAAAAACUGCGUCAUUGAUGACAGAUGGGUUUGCAAAAUUGCAGACUAUGGCCUUGCCAUGUACAGAAAGCCGGAUUUUGAGAAAGUCACCAGUGGAUUUCAUGAAAAAAUCUCCCGCAUCUACUGUGCACCAGAGGUGUUAUUGGGAACAUGCUCCAAUGUAACUCCUGCUGCAGAUAUAUACAGCUAUUCAAUCGUACUCAUUGAGAUUGCAACUCGCUGCAACCUUAUUUCAACUGAUGUGUUAUGGCGCCCCCCUCUGCCUGAGAUAAAGAAUGAAAAAAUGGACAAUGAUUGUCCAAAGCAGGCAGAUUAUUUUGAGCUUAUCAAAAAAUGCUGGCACCAUAACCCUACUAUGAGGCCUACGUUCGAGCAGGUUAGGAAGAUGCUGGAUAGGAUGAAUCCUCACAAAGUGAGCCCAGUGGACAUGAUGAUGAACCUGAUGGAAAAAUACAGCAAGCAUUUGGAAGCGAUUGUAGCAGAAAGGACCCAGGAUCUUCUUCAGGAGAAACAGAAGACAGAUCGUUUGCUAUACAGCAUGUUACCAAAACCAGUAGCGGAUGACCUUCGUCAAGGACGUACAACAGAAGCUCAGAGCUACUCAAAUGCAACGGUGUAUUUCAGUGAUAUUGUGGGGUUUACUCAGCUCUCCGGGGCAAGCACCCCACAUCAAGUUGUUGAUUUCCUAAACAAACUCUACACUACAUUUGAUGAUAUUAUUGACAGUUACGACGUCUACAAAGUUGAGACAAUUGGAGAUGCAUACAUGGUUGUUUCAGGGGUUCCCAAUGAAAAUGGCAUUAACCACGCAGGGGAAAUUGCCAGCAUGGCACUGGAUUUGGUUGAAGUUUGCCACACCUUUGAAAUCCCACACAAGCCUGACAUGCAGCUGAAGAUAAGGGCUGGCAUUCAUUCAGGGCCUGUGGUAGCUGGUGUAGUCGGGACAAAGAUGCCUCGGUACUGUUUAUUUGGAGAUACGGUGAAUACAGCAUCAAGAAUGGAAUCCACAAGUGAAGCAUUGAAAAUACAGUGCAGCUAUAGUGCCGGAGAACUUCUGAAACAAUUGGGUGGGUAUAUCUUGGGCUGCCGUGGAUCCCUCAGUGUUAAGGGUAAAGGUGAAAUGACUACCUGGUGGCUGGAAGGCAAGGAAGUUGAUUGUGAUGCAAGAGUGACGGCUCUGACUCCUCUAGAAAACAGCCCACCUUACGCAGUCCCAGGAUACCUGAGUAACUGAGUACUGGUGAAUCUUACUAUGGGCUAAAUU
Messenger RNA from Polyodon spathula (Mississippi paddlefish), 2652 nucleotides. RefSeq names its product atrial natriuretic peptide receptor 2-like. Lineage: Eukaryota; Metazoa; Chordata; Actinopteri; Acipenseriformes; Polyodontidae. Gene Ontology annotation, molecular function: ATP binding; guanylate cyclase activity; protein kinase activity. The coding region runs from base 1 to 2622 and encodes 873 amino acids. The record is from RefSeq and is a predicted model, not a curated record. The transcript has 24 exons. Gene Ontology annotation, biological process: receptor guanylyl cyclase signaling pathway; cGMP biosynthetic process; protein phosphorylation.